GCGUUCGUCCCGCCCCCCCACCCCACUCCUGCCCUCCAGGCUGGUCUGUGUUACCUGGGCGCUGCGGACAUGACGGCGCGCGGGACCCCGAGCCGCUUCUUGGCCAGUGUCCUCCACAACGGGCUGGGUCGCUACGUGCAGCAGCUGCAGCGUCUCAGCUUUAGCCUCAGCCGCGAUGCGGCGUCGUCUCGCGGCGCCAGGGAGUUCGUGGAACAGGAGGUGGCCGACUUCGCCCGACGGAACCCGGGGGUCGUAAUAUACGUGAACUCGCGGCCGUGCUGUGUGCCCAGAGUAGUGGCCGAAUACCUUAACGGGGCAGUGCGCGAGGAGAGCAUCCACUGCAAGUCCGUCGAGGAAAUUGCGACGCUCGUGCAGAAGCUGGCGGACCAGUCGGGUUUGGAUGUGAUCCGUAUCCGCAAGCCCUUCCACACGGACAGCCCUAGCAUCCAGGGUCAGUGGCACCCCUUCACCAACAAACCGACAACGCUAGGUGGGCUGCGCCCGCGAGAGGUUCAAGACGCUGCCAUAGCCCAGGUGCAAGUGCCAUGAAGAGUUGCUCCACCAACUCCAAUCCCAGGCUUUGGACUCUCACCCCAGUGGGGGUGGUUCUUCCUCUUUUUCCAAGCCCACACAGGCAGAUAGAGCCCAUCGAAAGGGAAAUUGACGCCAAAGCUUUUGCUUGGGAUGAAGAGCUGUGUUUUCGUUGCUCAGGAGGCAGGGCAGUGACUUUGUCUCCUAAUUCUUCCUUAUUUGACAUCCCUGAGACCUGACUUCAAGGAUAUUACAGGAUCUGUUCUGAAGUCCAGUCUGAGAAUAGUGAUCUCAAAUCCCAGCAUGAGGUUUCAAGAUUGGCAUCUGAAGAUGCAACCUUUUAUGCAACCAUUUAUAUCUGCAACCUUUGAGCUAGAGAAGAAUUACACUCUGCUGUGAACAUGGCAUUAGGAUAACCACUUUAUACCCGUGUGAAUGUUUAGGUGACGGCGCCUGGGUGGCUCAGUAGGUUGGGGCUCUGCCUUCAGCUCAGAUCAUGAUCUCAGAGUCCUGGGAUCGAGGCCCCCAUCGGGCUCUCUGCUCAGCGGGGAGCCUGCUUCUCCCCUCACCCCCCCCCCCCGUCAAAUAAAUACAGUCUUUAAAUUAAAAAAAAAACCAACCUGAGGUUAAUAAACAUACGUUUACACUUGAGGUCUUCAAAA
Messenger RNA from Mustela lutreola (European mink), 1193 nucleotides. It is a transcript of the gene MRPL43, whose product is annotated as mitochondrial ribosomal protein L43. Gene Ontology annotation, cellular component: mitochondrial large ribosomal subunit. Gene Ontology annotation, molecular function: structural constituent of ribosome. Gene Ontology annotation, biological process: mitochondrial translation. The record is from RefSeq and is a predicted model, not a curated record. The transcript has 3 exons. The coding region runs from base 70 to 549 and encodes 159 amino acids. Lineage: Eukaryota; Metazoa; Chordata; Mammalia; Carnivora; Mustelidae.